GUGACCUUUUAGAGAAAAUAACGUUUCCGUUAGUGUCAGACAGAAGAAUGCGCGGCGGCUCCAGCUGUACAGAUGUGUAUGAGAGACACUCGUUGGUGUCCAUUGUUUGUCAGACAGCAGGGGCAGAAUGGAGUGUGAGGAGGAGCGCAGUGAGGACGAGGUGAGUGGCGGGAUGAGCGCUAAUGAGUGUGUGACACAUGAAGCCGCCGCCGCAGCUCUGCUCUCCUUUCCGCAGGUACCUCCUCUCUCUCCCGCCCUCCCCUCCGCCUUUGUCUUACUAUCGCUGGGAACAAUUUCCUGUUGACACCGGAUUAUUUCGAAAGUGAAGGAGAAGUGAGGACUGAGUCGGCCUGGAAGUUGUCUCCACUCGCACCUUGUACCCGGGUCUGUGCUGCUGUCUCCCAGGGGACUGACACACGUAGGGAGGCCCUGCUGCUGCUGCUCAUGUUGGAUGCGCGAUUACUCGCCACAAAGUUUGUGCGCCAGGGAAGAGCCCCAAUAAGAAGAGGGAGAUCUGGAGUAGAGGGAGACAGGCUCUCUCCCAGGAUAUGCAGCUGGCCAGUAGCCAUAUGAGCAGGUGCGCUACCUCCCUGGGCUGACAACAUUGGGAUAUUCAGUCGCUGCGCGCGGGGGAAGAUGCCAAGCGCCUGAGCCAAAGCCGCUGAAUAAAAGCGCUCACAUCGGGACUCGCCUGACUACACACAGGGGCCUUGUGCCGCCGCUUCACUGGGGACAGGACGGGACUGGGAUUUGUGAUCCCUCCAUGCUCUCGCCCGCAGCUGCUCAUGGCUGAAGCCUGGCUGGAGGAAGAAGAAGAGGAGCUGCGAGAGAUCAGGGACAGCGCCGGGAACAGGAGGCACAGGAGGUCCAACCUCAACCAGGCGGCAGAAAGGUAUCAACUUUAAAGGGGAAUAAGUACACUGUGUGCAGGCUAGUGGACAUUUAGGGGGCCCUGGGACAUUAUGGAGAACCUUGGGCAAUGAAAGAUGAAAACUGAAGGUGUCUUCCAUACAAAGAUUAUGAAUAUGGACAUGGAAAAUUAUGUGAUAUUGAGAAACUGAUGGUAACUGCAAUAUGGGCAUUUGGAAGAGAACGCCCCGAAAGAAAUAAACCAGAGCACCGAUUUCCUGGGCAAGGUCCCUUAUCCUCAAUAAGAGCAGUCAUUAAGAGAACUUCAAGAACUACAACUCAGAGUGAGCAACAGAGAGAGAGAAGACGCCCAGAGAUAACAAUUGUUGCUGCUGAGCCCAUUGGUCCAGGAUCUUGGUUUCAUGGUGGACCACCAGCUGGACUGGGGUAUCCUCCUCCGCCACCCCCACAGUGGAGGCCUAGUGAACCUCAUCCGCCAGAGCCGCCAUCGUAUGAGCAGGUGAUUAAAGAAAUCAACCGAGUGCAGGUUACCACAUCCAACUGUAAUGCAGAGCCCCGACGCACUACAACCUGUGCAACACAAACUGAUUUUCAAGUGGACGAAGAACAAAACGUUCCGGACAGUAAUGUUAUUGACCAGCCUGUCUUUUGUAAUCAGGAACCACUAGCAGCCCAAAAAGCUCCUGCAAUAUCUCGUCCAUCAUUAUCCUUUUUGGCAAGCAAUGUAAAUAAGAGUACACAACAAGUAUCCGUUUGUAACAGCACAGAGACAGUUGUCCGGCAAGACGAUCCUAAUGCCUUUAGACCCCCAGUGCCAAGACCAAGGACAAAAUCCAACCUCAGACCUGUAGGAAACAAUUUUGUUAGUAUUUAUCAAGACAACAGUGAACAACUUGUCCAGUCCACAGCCGAGGGAGAGCGCCCUUCAAUUCAUCCUUGCUCUAGUUUUGAUGACAGCUUCUUUGAAGCAAACAAUAUGAGCCACGAAAGAAGCCAAAACAGUAUUGUUUCAAGGAUUAAAGCUUUUGAGAGUCAAACUGAAACUUCAGAGCAGCCUAAAAGACCAGAGAUUGUGCCACGUACCUUCAACAACAGGGGCUCUGGUGCUGUUAAGCCUACACCUGCUCCCAAACCAGCCUCCAACAAGACAUCUGGUGAAUGGGAACCAGCAAAUGACAAUAAACCAAAAGUUACCCCAAGGGAAGGGUUUGCUCCACCUAAACUACCAGAUGCAGGUGGCACAGUCAAACCAGAACUGCCAAAGAAACCAAAGCCUGUGGUAGCUAAAGGCAGUAGCAGUGAAUUUCCUGAUUCUGUUCUCAGCACCUCACUGUCUUUAAACGACAACAUUCAUGAUGCUGAAAGGAAAGUGCCAAUUCCAGCUCCCAGGCCUAUGUUCCUGAAGAAACCCUUGCAGAGUGAGCCCCCUGUCUUGCCAACUGCAGUGCCAAGGCCACAUAUUGCUGCCCCAAAACCUUUUGUAGCUACACAAGCCAAAGCAUUCUCAACAUCAGAACUACCUGCAGUCCGUAUUCCGCCGCCUGCUGCUCAGAACAAACCAGUUGAUGAACUAGAUCUGAUCAGUUUUGAUGAUGAUGCUUUAUCUCCUGUUCUGCUGCCCAGUGCAGAAGUCACGAAUGGUUCAAAAGUUAAUACUGAUCCUUUCCAGUUGUAUUCUACAGACGAUGCUGAAAAGGAACAGCCAGUGCCACCUGCUCUGCAUAGAAAACCUACAGUAAUCAGAAUUUCAGGCAAGCUAGGAAAAUCUUCUGAAGAACUUCAGGCUCCGCCACCGCUCCCUGCUGAGAAGCCAGUCGGAAGUCUCUACACUAAGUCAAGUGUGAGGCCUCGUCCCAUAGGCAGAAAAGACUGGGAGUCCACAGAGUCUGUAGAAGAUGCUUGGACCAAGCCUGUGCUGCCUACAAGGCCUGUUGGCAUUAAAGUGAUGGAAACUCCUAGCCAACCACAGAAGGGGCCUCCUGGACGGCCUCCACCACCCAAAGUAUCCAGAAAUUCUACCCGAGACGCCUUUCCCCGAUCUGCUUCUGAUAUUGGCUUUACUGCAAAACUCAAUACAUCUGGCAUCAGUAGGUCGAAGAGUCAUGUCAUAAAAAGGCAACAACCAGAUCUACCUCCCCGGCCCAAGCCUGGACAUCCCCUCUACAACAAAUACACACUGCCCCUGCCUCAUGGAAUUGCUGAUAAAGAUGUUGUAUCCAGUAAACCAGGAGAGCUGUCAUGCAAGCGUGGAGAGGUGCUUGUACUACUAGAACAGUCUGACAAUAAUAACAUUCAGUGUCAAAAGGGUUCAGCAACUGGAGAAGUCAAAACAUCCAAUAUGACGAUUAUUACUCCUCUCGAUGACAAUGUGGAAACCAGAAACGAUGUAAGCAGCGCUGAUGACAGUCAUGUUCCUCAUGCCUUAGUACUGCAUGAUUUCAGAGGAGAGCAAUCGACUGAUCUAAGCUUGAACUCAGGAGAGACUGUUUAUCUGCUGGAGAAAAUAGACAGCGAAUGGUACAGAGGGAAGUGCAAAGGCACCACUGGGUUAUUCCCUGCCAAUCACAUCAGGGUUAUUGUUGAUGUUCCUAGUAAAGGGCUACCAAAGAAGCCAUCAUUCCCGUCUAGUAUAAAGGGUCCAAGAUGCGUUGCACGUUUUGAAUUCAUAGGAGAUCAGAAGGAUGAACUCAGCUUCUCAGAGGGCGACAUGAUUACGCUUAAGGAAUACAUUAAUGACGAAUGGGCCAAGGGAGAACUCAAAGGGCAAACUGGAUCUUUCCCAAUCAAUUUUGUUGAAAUAGUAGAAGAUUUGCCAGCUAGUGGCCUGAGUAAAAACACAACAGAUGCUGUACAGUCUCAGAAGAAGUUGGGACCAUCUGCACAGCAGCCACAUGUAGCUGGGGAGUGGGCUGAAGCCCUGUAUGACUUUCAUGGAGAGACUGAGGAAGAUCUGCCAUUUAAGAAAGGAGAGAAGAUCCAAAUAAUAGAAAGGCUGGAUGCUGAAUGGUACAAAGGGCAUCUGAAUGGCAGAGAAGGGAUCCUGCCGUCUGCUUUUGUACAAGUCUCUUCAGGAACGAAGCCUUGGCAAACUCAGGAAGGAAAAGCAGGAAAGGCUCGGGCACUUUAUGACUUCUGUGGGGAGAAUGAGGAUGAACUCUCAUUUAAGGCAGGAGACAUUAUUUCUGGCCUGGAGUCCAUAGAUCAUGAAUGGAUGAGCGGCGAACUACAUGGAAAAUCUGGAAUAUUUCCAAAGAACUUUGUACAGCAAUGUUAGUCUCAAAGGCUAAGCCUCUGUGCCCAUUUGUGCGCAUCCUGUACUCUCAAACUAUCACCUUCGGUGCCAACUGAACUUUUUAUAUUUUAACGUGUAAUAUUUUUGCACUAUUUUUUUUUUUUUUUAUCUUACAGAACAAAAAAAAAAACAUUUGUUACCUGUUAUGUUACUGUCCUGUAUUAGUACUUUCAGUCCAGCAAAAUCAUGUUUAAUAUAGAGCGAAGGGGAAUGUAGCAUUGCAAAGGGCUCAGACUUCACCAAAUAGCUUGGACUUACUCUGAUCUUAAUGGCAGAACAACUAAAUCCUGGUAUUUUUAUUGGACACAAGUGUAAUGAAGUAAGCAUUGUCAGCACUUCUAACAGAGAGGCCAAUUUCUGCCUCCCAUGGGCAUAGAAAAUAAAGAUUGCCUAGGGCAUAGCAACCAAUCAGAUGUUUGCUUUUAGAGGCGUAGCUGCAGGGGUUUUCAAUGCACCUGGGCCCUGGAAGUUACGGGGUCCCAUGGGAACAAAUAAUUAGAUGUUUCAGCACAAAUAUAUAUAUAUAUAUGGGAGCCAUUUCUACUUGAGGGUAGAGGGUUGUGAUUAGGAAUCUGGUGCUCACUGGGGAAUUAUAUGGAUUGAUUUAUUAAGGAGGGGUUUUCUUUUAAUCUUGUAACUAUUCCCCAGCUGUUAGUUUUCAGUUGUAUGGAAUGAUGCAAUAAGGAAGGGUCCACUUGCAGGGAUUGAGAGAUGUUGGUGGGUAGAGGGUUGUGAUUAGGAAUCUGGGGCUCACGGGAGAAUUAUAUGUAUUGAUUCAUUAAGGAGGGGUUCACUUUUUAUCUUGCAACUGUACCCCAGUACAAUACUGCUGAUCAAUUGCUCAAACUGACUAAAAUGUGCUCCUAUUCCUCCGCUGGUGCUUUGCUUUACUCUUUAUCCAUGAAUUAUUUACAGAAUGAGUGAACCUUACUGUUGCUUUGAUACCAAGCACUGGGGCAGCCUCAUAUAUUAAGAGCAUCCGCAAAGUAGCCUUGAUCAGUAGCCUUGUUUCCUCACGACAGCUCCGUUAUCUCUAUUGGGUGCAGUUGCCCAAUGAACAUCCUUGUUUUAAUCUGCUAUUGUAAUAAAAAUUGGAUUUUUGCACGGAUUGAACUGUACAUUUGAUGGUGCUGCCAUUAAGAUCAGAUCAAUUCUCCAAUGCACUACUUUUGAGCAAAACAGGGACAAUGGCUCAGAUGCUGCUGUUUGAAUCUUGUAUUCCUGACUGUAUUAUUUGGGUUACGACAGCAGCCUCCCAAGUGAUACCAAUGUACGUAGUGGCAAUCAUUUCAUCUACAAACUGUCUGCAGCGCAUAGCACUCAUUCUCUCCAUUCUACAGUUUUCGGCGUGCCCAAUGCACGUUAUUAUGUAAAUAGACUUUUUGUAAGAGAGCAGAGAAGGCGACUUUGCUGAAAUAAACCCGCUUUACACUUCUUUCUAUAGGAUCAGAAUUUCAAGAUGAAAUGGAUGUAAAAAGAAAAUCUGCUUUCUUUCCCCCAACUUUUCCUUUUCUGCUAAGGCUCUCCACUGGCUGGAAGCUUAAUAUGCAGUAUGUACAGUCACAGGCUAUGUCUCCCUUCAUCUACAACAUUUUCUAUAAUGGAGAAAAAGAAAAAAAAUGCACUUUAAGGAAUGUCCAUUGCUUCUCUCUCUCACUCGGGUGACAUACAGUAUAUCAUUACCUGCUGAACAUUGGGUAAAAGAGUAUUAGUUUACCAUUUUGUUUAAAUGUUUCAUUUAGACAAUUGCACAUUGCUAAAUCACUGCAUAUUAAAUCAGAUUUUUAACAAA
Xenopus laevis (African clawed frog) is the source of this 5954-nucleotide messenger RNA. It is a transcript of the gene sh3d19.L, whose product is annotated as SH3 domain containing 19 L homeolog. NCBI's taxonomy places the organism in Eukaryota, Metazoa, Chordata, Amphibia, Anura, Pipidae. The record is from RefSeq and is a predicted model, not a curated record. The coding region runs from base 1061 to 4144 and encodes 1027 amino acids. The transcript is spliced from 22 exons.